Messenger RNA from Daucus carota subsp. sativus, 750 nucleotides. RefSeq lists its product as uncharacterized. The record is from RefSeq and is a predicted model, not a curated record. Gene Ontology annotation, molecular function: nucleic acid binding; zinc ion binding. The transcript is spliced from 2 exons. The coding region runs from base 1 to 750 and encodes 249 amino acids. Lineage: Eukaryota; Viridiplantae; Streptophyta; Magnoliopsida; Apiales; Apiaceae.
AUGUCAAACUUUACGAAACUUGAAUUUGAGGCUCUUGACAUCACUGGAAAGAACUAUUUAUCAUGGAUAUUGGAUAUUGAGAUCCAUUUAGCUGCACAAGGUCUUGGGGACACAAUAAAAGAAGGAAAUAAAGAAUCAGAAUCGAACCGCGCAAAAACUAUGAUUUUUCUUCGCCGCCAUCUCCAUGAAGCACUUAAAAGUGAAUACCUUACGGUGAAAGAUCCACUCGAAUUAUGGAAAAAUUUAAAAGAUAGAUAUGAUCAUCAAAAGACGAAUCAUGAGUCUCGCCCAACUGGAUCUAGCCCUUUCCCUGAAGCGAAUGUGGCAACAUAUAAUUAUGGGCGCGGACGAGGUGGCGGGCAUGGACGAGGUGGUAAUCGUGGCCGUGAGCGUGGAUAUGGAGCACGUGGUCGUGGGUCUCAAGUCCAAAAUCAUCCUUUUUUCAAGUUCAAUAAAUCUAAUGCCAACCUGAAGUUGGAGAAAAAUAUGGAUAAGGAGAAAAAGAAAAAGACCACUGAAAAUGAAUGUUACAGAUGCGGAAUGAAGGGUCAUUGGUCGCGUACCUGUCGUACGCCAAAACAUCUAGUUGAUCUUUAUCAAGCAUCCCUGAAGGAUAAAGGCAAGAAUAUCGAAACAAAUUUGGUGUUUGAAGAUAAAGAUCACGUGGACAAUCUCCUUCAAAUGACUUAUCUGGAUACAACUGAUUUUUAUGAGAAUCCUGAUGACACCACUGCUCCAAAUGACAAAUAA